Papilio machaon (common yellow swallowtail) is the source of this 3351-nucleotide messenger RNA. RefSeq names its product protein O-mannosyl-transferase TMTC2 (gene Tmtc2). Gene Ontology annotation, molecular function: protein binding; mannosyltransferase activity. Gene Ontology annotation, biological process: protein O-linked glycosylation via mannose. Gene Ontology annotation, cellular component: endoplasmic reticulum membrane. Lineage: Eukaryota; Metazoa; Arthropoda; Insecta; Lepidoptera; Papilionidae. The coding region runs from base 285 to 3194 and encodes 969 amino acids. The transcript is spliced from 11 exons. The record is from RefSeq and is a predicted model, not a curated record.
GUCGGCUCACGGUCACGUUGUCCUUUGUGGUGAACUCGCAACAAAAAAUAUUGUCAUCAAUGAAUGUCAUUCGCACUAAAUCUUGUGACAUCGAACUAUAGUUGACUAAAUAAAAUGGAUAUGACUAUAGUACUUAAAGUUUUGAUGACAUUCGUGUGAUUGUCAUCAAAUGUUCGUUAUGUGUAAAACGAAAAAGAAAUUAAACGAAAGUGGCGGAUGUACGGAGUAUGAAAUUCAAGAGGUGGGAGUAAAGCAUCGCUGAUGCCCGCAGUGGAGCCAACACAAUGGAUCAGUGGGUCACGGCGGCCAGCGCAUUGUUGGCCUUCCUCUUAUACUACAACACGCUCGACGCCGGAUUUGUUUAUGACGACAGACGGGCGAUCCUCUCCAACCCGGACGUCAUCGGGCAUACUCCAAUAAAGGCUUUAUUUGAAAACGAUUUCUGGGGAACACCGCUCACGGACCCCGGCUCGCACGGCUCGUACCGCCCUUUGUGUGUGGCCUCGUACCGACUGAAUUAUGCUCUGAGUGGAUUUAAACCAUGGAGUUAUCACUUUCUCAAUAUAUUGUUCCACUCGGUGGCAACGGCGCUGGUGGUUACCACAGCUCGCCGGCUGCUGCCUGCUUACUGCACGCGAGUAGGUAGCGCAGUGGCCGGCCUAAGUUUCGCCGCUCAUCCGAUACAUACAGAAGCCGUAGCCGGCGUAGUUGGACGGGCGGAUUUAGCGGCGUGCAACUUUUUCCUAUUAAGUUUUUUACUUUAUUGUGAACAUUCGAGACUCCGAAACGAGCAUCAAAGGAAGCCAUGCCGGCAUAUCACAAAAGAUUUAACACACCGGCAACUGUCAAUUAAUGUACAAAUUUUAAGAUUCAGUUGCCAUGGAUUUUUCGAACAGAUAGCGACGAAUUUUCGAAAGCUUUUGAAAGCUAGCAAAAUUGGGACACCAGUACUGAAAACGUGCGACGUCGAUUCGGGUACUCUGAAGUUAAAAAAGUGUCAGUGUGACAGUGACGUGAGUGCGUAUUCGUAUGAACUUAUGCAGUGGUUCACGUUGGCGGGAACACUUUUGUUUGCUACUGCUGCCACGCUUUGCAAGGAGCCGGGGAUUAUGGUUGUACCACUUUGUAUCCUCUACGACCUUUUAAGAGAUACGCGUCACGAUGAGUCGUCGUUGAAGUAUCGAUGGCGAAGCAUUUUCGCCCUGGGAACUGGUGGUUGCAUACUUCUCUUCUGGAGAUUGAAGUUCAAAGGGAACCCGUCGCCUUUCGCUACUGCAGACAACCCGACAGCACGGGACCCAUCUUUUUUAACCCGACUUUAUACUUUCGCGUACCUGCCAGUGUUUAAUUUUUUUCUCCUCUUGUAUCCAUUCCAUUUAAGCUUCGAUUGGUCAAUGGAUUCAAUACCAAGAAUAACGUCAAUCUCUGAUCCGAGAAAUAUAUCAUCAGUGUUAUUUUACGUUGCCUUAUCGAAAGUGACAUGGCGAGCAUUUCUAAUGCAACUCAAAAUAUUUCAUGACAAAAAGAUAAAAUUUUAUAAGAAGGCAGCUCUAAAAAUAAAAUCGAAAUGGAAUUAUAAUUGCAAGAAGCAAAUGAAACUUCUAGAAAUAGAAAGAAGAACUGUUAUAGCUAACAAUAUUACAAGCAAACCAACAAUAUGUCCAUGUAACGGAUGUAAACACUCCUUAUCAAUGGAUCAUACAUCAGUUUGUCGUACUGUUAAUAAUAACAACACAAUGAUGCAUAACUCUAAUUGCAUAUGUGUGAAACCACAAGAAAAAGUAAAAGAAAAAGAAACAGUGAAAGUUCAAAUAGCUAAGAAGUACGUGUAUAGCACGCCACAAGCGUCUAUUAUUGUUUUUAUAGCAUUCAUGGUGCUACCCUUCGUGCCGGCCUGUAAUAUUCUAUUCUACGUGGGUUUUGUUGUCGCGGAACGUGUGCUUUACAUUCCCAGUAUUGGAUUUUGUUUAUUACUCGGACUUGGGGCAGGCUCUUUGACAAGGAACUGGAAUAGGAAUGAAAUACGAUGCCGAAUUUUUAUGUUGGCAUUGAUGAUUACUCUGCUGACAAUGUGCGGGUGCACGCUGCGCAGGAAUCUAGAUUGGCAUGAUGAAGAGAGUCUAUUCAGAAGCGCGUUACAUAUAAAUCCACCAAAAGCGUACGGGAACCUGGGCAGCGUGCUCACCACACAAGGGAGGAUAGCAGAGGCGGAAGUUGCAUUCGGCCGGGCUCUCAAAUACAGGCCAAACAUGGCCGAUGUACACUACAAUUUGGGAAUCCUUCUACAGAAUCAGCGGCGGUAUAGAGAAGCUAUCACAAGUUUUGAGAAGGCCAUUUAUUUUAGACCAUCGAUGGCAUUGGCAUAUGUGAACCUUGGUACGUCUCUUAUGGCGGACGGCCGGCUAGCAGAAGCGGCGAGCGCUCUCCGUACGGGCGCCCGUGUGGAAGGUCUAAGGGUCAGGGACAGAAGGGAGCAUGAUGCUGCAAGGGUAUCAGCUCUGGUGCAGUUGGCUACGCUACACUCACAGCGAGGCCAUUGGCAUAAAGCUCUAUCCGCGUACAAAGAAGCUCUACAAAUACUGCCAGAUACGAACGCACCUGUCGUUGGAUGGACAAGACAUAGUGUCUUAUCCAUGGCUGGUGACAUUUACAUUCAACUACAACAAUGGCCACAAGCGGAGCAUAGCAUACUCUCCGCAUUGGCAGUCGCGCCGAAGGAUCUAGGCACACACAUUACGCUAGCUCAGAUUCUAGCGAGAAAUACAAGUAGAGCUCUAGAAGCAGAAAUGUGGUUCAAAAGAGCAGUAACGUUAGCACCCGACGAUCCCUCAGUAAGAGAUCAAUUUGGUAUGUUCUUGAGAUCACAAAGAAGGCUACGUGAGUCAGCGGAGCAGUUUGUGCGCGCGGCGCAGCUAUCGCCGGCGGACGGUGCGCGUGCGGCCGCUGCGGCACGUGCGCUGCGGGAUGCACGUCGUUGCCGCUCUGCCGAGCGCUGGUAUGCUCGUGCUGUCGAGCUCAAUCCAGAGGACGCAGCAUACCAUUCUAAUUUGGGUGCGAUCCUGCACUUGAAUGGUAAAUACGCCGCUGCAGCCGCGUCCUACCGCCGCGCUCUGCAGUUGCAGCCCAACGACGAAAUAACCAUCACAAAUCUAAAGAGAGUUCGAACAUUAAUGAGUAAGCAGCGUAGAAAAUAAGAUAUAGAUAGCACAGCGAUUUACCUCUAUUUAUUAUCAAUUGAAUUAAAUAGGAUGUCAAUUGCCAAAUACAAGAAUGUAACAUGCGUAAGAUGACGUUAAUUUGUACCUGCUACAGUCUUAAAGAAUGUAAUAUUUUAUAUUUUUCAUUUUAAAU